AAUGCGCUAAAAUUCUGCAAAAACAGAAUUGUACCCAUUUCUCAAAUUAUUGACUUGCAAUAUUAAUAAUACAAUCGCAGGCUUCAGCCGUACCGGGUAGUAUAAGUGCCAUUGGUAAAAAAAGAUUGCUAAAUUCUGUGGAUUGAAUAAUUUUGUUGCUAUCUGUUCUUGUAUUAACAAUUUUCAAAUAAAAAGAAAAAAUUCAGAUCAUGAUCCUUACACAAUAAACACACAUUUCUGUUAAAAAUUACCAAUGCUGAAAAGGGCCUCUUCCAGGGAGAACACUUCCUUGUUGAACAUGGUUAUCACUUUAUGUUUUGCUUUAUUUCUUACAUAUCCGUAAAUUUCUUUGAAAGUAGUCUACUGAUAUACUUUGAGACAUAUUAUAGAUUAAAAAGUAUUUUCCUGUCAUUGUAAAAGUAAGUUCCAGUAUAAUCAUAGCUUGUAAAUGGACUUUGUGACCGCUCUAGAAGCCAUAUUCUUCAAUCCAUCUUGAUGAAAGUUGCUAAAAAUAUUUGUCUUGAUCUGUGAGCUCAGUUCAAAACUUGAUCAUGUGUGGAUAGCUGAGUGAUUCAGGACCAUUAUGGUCAUCUUUUUGUAUCAUGUCAUCAAUCUUAUAUUGACUAACAAACUUUUCUUUUUCUUCUAGUAUCAACUUGAGCCAUCUGAAAACAUUUUGAAGAAAUUCUUUGUGACAAUUUAUUUUUGUACAUUAUAUUUAUUGUGUUAUAUAUUGUGACUGAAAAAACUGAUAGUGACAGAUUAAUAUAGUGAAAUUAGUGAUUAAACAAACUGAUAGUGACAGUAAUUCUAGUGUUGGAGGAGGUGACCUGUUUGUGGACUUCAAGUGUUUGAUUGAGAGAGCAUAAGAUAGAGGACUUUCAGGAGUGAGGAUGCCAAAAUUAAGGAAGAAGUCCUGUAGCCAAGCCAGGAAGGCUAAAACUGCUCGAAUGAGAGAUAAAAGAGAAGCAGAUAGUGGGAUUGACAUGGGUGUUAGGUAAAUGAACACCAACAUGUUUUGAAAACUAUUAAGUCCUUACAGUUGUAUGUUAGCUUUAUUUCACUUAUGGCAAAAUUACUUCAACAAUUUAGUCUGAACUUUAUUACUCACUUUGAGAGUUACAAGUGUUGUGUAAUUUUGUUGGAAUGUACAAGUGUUGUGUAAUUUUGUUGGAAUGCCAAGAUGUUAAUGUUGUUAAUUUAUGAUUGCAGCACCCUGUCACCAUUUGAAAAGAUAAUUAUACCUUUGCAAAAACAUCUUGAACAAACAGCUAUAGGGAAAGGGGUGGGUUAUUUCAUUGAAGGCUGUAGUUUAAAAUUAAGCUGUGUCCUGUUCUUUGUUUUUCAUUGUAAAGCAAUUUGAGUCAGACAGAGAAGUCUUUCUCAAAAUGCAUCUUUUUUUUACAUUUUCAGGUCUAUGGUUGAGUUGAAUGGUUCUGAGAAGAGUGGUGUCAAUCCUGAUGCAGCUACACCAGAUGAGGGUCGGGAUGACCCUACAGGUCCACUGUGGCCUGUGCCUAAUGUCGCGUCUGCGUCUGGGCCAUCUGGUAUGGGUACAGAUAGGCUCUUUGGUCUAUCUGUGCAGGGCACUGGAAAGCAGAUGGGGGUCGAUGCCUGCCUCUCUGAGCCCUCUGGGCCAUCUGCGCUGGAACUUGCAUUGAUUGAUAUUGAUUUUGAGCAGGGCACUGGAAAGCAGAUGGGGGUCGAUGCCCACCUCUCUGAGCCCUCUGGGCCAUCUGCGCUGAAUCAUAGAUUGAUUGAUACUGAUUAUAAACUUGAUGAUUUGAUUGAUGAUUUGCUUGAUGACUUGCUAAAUGAUUUACUGAAUGAUUUGCCAACUGAUAUGCUUGAUGAUUUAACAAGCUGUAUGCAAAAUAUUUCUAGUGGCAUACCAAGUGACUUGCAUUGUGAAACCAGAAAGGAAACUGAUAAAACUCUCCAGUUUGAUUGUACUAUGUUUACAUCUGAAAUAGAAUCAUCUGUUUUCUCUGUUUGUGAACCGUCAUAUGUUGCUGCACCAGUUUUCAAUAUACUCUCAAGACCAGCAGGUUCUGAUGUAUUUAUCCUGGGCUCAUUUCAUCAAGGUGAAAAUAUUUUCAGUGUAGAGUCACGUGGCAGGCAGUGCACAUUAAAUGCUAUGUGUUCCUUGAUUCAUGCUAAUUAUUCAAGGUUGAAUUGCAGCAAAGACUUGGAUAAUGUUCUUUUAGAUGGGGAUUCAUUAUAUAAGAAAACUGUCCAAGAGCUCCAAAGAACAAACAGAUUUAGGAAUUUCCUGUUAAAUUUUGAUGAACUUCCAGUCAAUAUUAUUAUCAUGAAUAAACAGAUUUCUGUUACCAAGUUAGAGGUCAUCUCUGGUGUUUGCACACAGCAGUUUGCUACAAUGAGUUUGCCUUCUCUUUAUCAGUCAUUGGAUACUGCAUUUACCAAGUCCUCUUACUUGCUACUUAUGAUGGGAUCAGUUUGUUCAGCUGUGUUUAAGAAGGAAGACCAAUAUUUCUUUUUUGAUUCACAUUCACAUGGUUUAACUGGGUUGUCCUCAGAAAAUGGAACAUCAAUACUUAUUUCGUUUCAUCAGUUACAAGAUCUUGUUACAUACAUGUAUGCCUUGUAUGACAGUAUGUUGAUCGACAUAACACAGCAAUUUGACUUAUUGCCUGUACGUUUUGCCAAUGUUUAUUGUGAACCAACAAUGUGUUUAAGUGAACAGAAUGUUGAAUCAGUCAGUGUUGUUGCUGGCACUCCUGGCUUAAAUGAAUGGAAAACUGUGACAAAUAAGAGGAAAAAGAAGUCUCCUAGUCAUCAUAGUACUGCUUGUGAAAAAGAAACAUUGCCACAAGAUUCAAACUGUGAUCCUGAUGUAACACUCAUAGGCAAGUACUUCAAAGAUCAAAUGCAAAGAAGUAAAUUAAAGGAAACAAAAAAGCAAAAGAUGCCUUCAAGAACAAUUUACAUGAGAACUUAUAUGCAGAAGAAAAGACAAAGUGAUGAAUUUAAAAAUAAAGAUAAAGAGUACACUCUUCAAUCAAAACGCAAUGCCAGACAGUCUGAAGAAUAUCAGAAGAAAGAUAGACAGCGCUCGCUUCAAUCAAAGCGCAAUGCCAGACAGUCUGAAGAAUAUCAGAAGAAAGAUAGACAGCGCUCGCUUCAAUCAAAGCGCAAUGCCAGACAGUCUGAAGAAUAUCAGAAGAAAGAUAGACAGCGCACGCUUCAAUCAAUGCGCAAUUCCAGACAGUCUGAAGAAUAUCAGAAUAAAGAUAGACAGCGCUCGCUUCUGUCAAAGCGCAAUGCCAGACAGUCUGAAGAAUAUCAGAAGAAAGAUAGACAGCGCUCGCUUCAAUCAAUGCGCAAUGCCAGACAGUCUGAAGAAUUCAGAGAGAAAGAGAAAGAAAAUGAGAAGAUGUUGAAAAGAAGGGCGAGAUUAGUUAAAGAAUUUAAGCUUUGGGAAGCAAAGCAAAGAAGAGAGAAACGAACAAGUGAUGACAUUAAACAAAGAGAACUUGAAAUACAAAAUAAGUCAAAGAGAAAAUCAAGAUCAAAUCCAUAUAAUUUGGAAAGAGAAAGAAUUGCAAAACAGCAAUGGAGAUUAGAUGCAAAGCUUAAAGAUGCUGAAAAGGUUAUGGAUAAUAAAAGGAAAGUUUUAAAGAGAAAAGAUACUUCAUUCUCUGAAGCUGAAUGCUUGCAAAAAAAGAGAAGACGGUGCAGACAAGAUAUUGACACUUGUAUUGAUCGUUUUCAAGAAAGAAUAUCACUUGGGCCUGUAUAUAUAUGCAGUUGCUGUCAUCAAACAUGGUUCAAACACAGUGUAACAGAAGUAAAGUAUUUAAUUUGCAAGGAGAAAGAAAAAUUUGUAACAGGGGUGAUAUCAGUCGAUAACAAGGAAUGGGUUUGUAGAACAUGUAAAUCUAGCAUAAACAGUGGUAAAGUACCGAAAUUGUCUGUUUUAAAUGGGAUGAAGUGGCCAGUUAAGCCAAAGGAGUUGGAACUUUUCUCAUUAGAAGAGCGUUUAAUUGCUUUACGUAUACCAUUUGUGCAAUUAAGAGAACUCCCAAGAGGUCGUCAGUUGUCAAUUAAAGGAAAUGUUGUAAACGUACCAGUUGAUAUUCAACCUGUUGUAAAUGCAUUACCAAGACCUUUUGAUGAAAAUGUUACGGUACCAGUAAAACUGAAGAAAAAAAUGUCUUUCAAGUCAUGUGCUUUUUCUGAAAAUGUAAGACCCCACAAAGUACUUGUUGCUUUACAUUGGUUAAUGAAAAACAGUGAUCUUUAUAAAAAUGCUAAUGUUGAAAUUGAUGAGCAUUGGAUCGAAAGCGUAACAGCAAACACUAAUGAAAUUUUGAAUGAAUUCUUGGAGUCUCAAGUGGAAAGUUUAAAGAAUACCAGUUAUGAAGACUUUGACUCUUGUAUGGCUGACCUUCUGGAGGAGUAUAAAAACAACCAAAAUUACAACACUUUAUUGCGAUCCUGUUUUCAAACAUUAAUAAAUCAUGCAUCAAAUUUUGACGUCAAGGACUUUGAAAAUGUUUCUGGUGAAAUUCUUGACCAUUAUACAUGUGAAUAA
This is a messenger RNA of Mercenaria mercenaria, 4558 nucleotides long. RefSeq lists its product as uncharacterized. NCBI's taxonomy places the organism in Eukaryota, Metazoa, Mollusca, Bivalvia, Venerida, Veneridae. The record is from RefSeq and is a predicted model, not a curated record. The coding region runs from base 1418 to 4558 and encodes 1046 amino acids. The transcript has 2 exons.